CUGGGCUCGAAGAAGCCGGCCCCUCGGAGGCGGAGCGGGCUGGAGGGGCCGGCCGGGGAAGGCUUGACGCCCCGGCCGCUCCGAACACUCCCCGGGCAGACGCAGGCGCACGAGUCUGCGGCUGGGAAGAGCGGGCGGGGGCGGCUGGUCGCCCGGGACGGACUGUCAAUGACCUGCGAGGUGAUAGUGUUGUACUUUGCGAGAAGUGCUGAUUUAGCUGGAGUCCGCACUGAGACCAUUUCUGUGCCCCAGCAGUUAACAUCACUGCAGCUGUGGGAUGAAAUUGUGAAGAGACAUUCAAGACUGGCUGCCAUACAGGAUCAAGUGGUCUUCGCUGUCCGCCAGGAAUACGUGCUCCUUGGGGAUCAGCUGUUGGUCCUGCACACGGGUGACGAAAUUGCCAUUAUCCCACCUGUCAGUGGGGGUUAAUGCUGGGAAGACUUCCUC
Messenger RNA from Eublepharis macularius, 447 nucleotides. It is a transcript of the gene MOCS2, whose product is annotated as molybdenum cofactor synthesis 2. The coding region runs from base 169 to 429 and encodes 86 amino acids. Lineage: Eukaryota; Metazoa; Chordata; Lepidosauria; Squamata; Eublepharidae. Gene Ontology annotation, cellular component: cytosol. The record is from RefSeq and is a predicted model, not a curated record. Gene Ontology annotation, biological process: Mo-molybdopterin cofactor biosynthetic process. The transcript is spliced from 3 exons.